This is a messenger RNA of Octopus bimaculoides (California two-spot octopus), 4127 nucleotides long. RefSeq names its product scavenger receptor cysteine-rich domain-containing protein DMBT1. The record is from RefSeq and is a predicted model, not a curated record. Gene Ontology annotation, cellular component: membrane. Lineage: Eukaryota; Metazoa; Mollusca; Cephalopoda; Octopoda; Octopodidae.
GAGGCCAUAGAAAAAGAGAACAAUGUGUUGCAGCAGAUGAGAACUUUGAUUGGUUGAGCAGCAGUCAUGUGACAUCACAUGACUGCAGUACAUAUACCUAAUGGCCCGCGCGCGCAAUUCAGUCGAACUUGCAAGGUGAAGACUAACCAGAGAGAGAGAGAGAGAGACACAUAAAGAGAUACAGAGAAGACAGGGUGGAAGGGCACCUUUGGAGUGGCGACAUACAGUGUGCUGUCAAGAAGUGUUUGAAUAUAGAUACAUCUCCGGCUGGAACUGAACCUGUGACGACUGGAUGAGGGAUUAGGUUUGAUGAAAUGAUUUUGCUACAGAGAUAGUCUGAGAGAGAAAGACGGGCACUUAGAGACCGUGUGAGUGUGUGUAUAUAUAUAUAUAUAUAUGUGUGUGUAUAUAUAAUAUAUACAUAUGAUAAUAUAUACACAGAGAGGGUGAGAGAAAUAGGAGUGUAUGUAUAAAUCUAGUUACUUACCUAUCUAUGUCUGUGCGUCUGGCAGUCUGUCUGUGUGUCUCUUCAUCUGUAUGAAGGGAGUGAGGCAGUUAAUUAAUAAUUGUAAAAAAAAUCCCUGUUUUAAUUACUGUAGAUCCUCCUCUACACAUCUACCUGUAAUUAAGUGUAUGUGAGUACGAGUACAUUUGUGAGUGUGUGCGCGUGUACAUAUAUAUAUAUAUAUAUAUAUAUAUAUAUAUAUAUAUAUAUGCAUGUGAGUGUGUAUACAGAUGUGUGUGUAGUUAAACUGGCUGGGUCUUUGCUGAUUCUUUGAUUGUGCUGGUUGAGUUUAUACAUACAUACAUACAUAUAUACAUAUAUAUAUAUACUCGUUCAGAGGGACAGACAAUCAUAUGUUAAUAUUGUACUAAAGUACAUUGGAAACAAACAGAAGCCACAAGUAAAGAGAGACGGUUGGACAGAGAUACAAAGAACUAAAAGCUGGCUCUACUGCCAAUGUCCCAACCUCAGGAGACAGACGAAAGAAAAAGAAAGUGUGAGUGUAUUUGUAGGGGUCUGAAUUUCUUUUAUAUCCAUAUUUAAAAAAAAUUUUAUCUUAUAGGGGUCAGGAUUCUUACUCCCUCUGUAUUUUCUGGGGGGGUUUUCUUGCUUUUUUGGCCAGUAGUGGUCAGUGAAUGAAAUUUACGUUUUAGGAGGCGGGUGAAGUUGAAAGACUUGCUUAAGAGAUCUUGUCUUCCAAGGGUGAUUCCUAUUUGAUUUGUGUGUGCUUUGCUUGUUUUUUUCCCUCCCUUCUCUCUGAAAAACAAAAAAACAGGACAAAACAAAAAAAAAAAACCUUGAAGAAGAUAAGAAAGGAAAAUAAUAAUAAUAAUAAUAAUAAUAAUAGCUGGUAUCUUCGUCAUUGUUGACAUCAUCUUAAGAAGAACAACAACGACAAAACUGUUUAAAGCAAACAAAAUGAAGAUCAACGCAGGGGCUACAAUGCACAUGAUGCAGCUGGUUCUGCAGGCUUCUGCAGUGAUGGCCAUGCUGGAGGUGCCAACUGAAUCCCAAACAGAGACCGACUUACCUCAUACUCAACAAGUAACUUCUGACUAUACAGGGACAAUACGUCUGGUCGGAGGAGAUGUACCAAAUGUUGGUCGUGUGGAGGUGUUUUAUGGAGGUCAAUGGGGCACAGUGUGUGAUGACGACUGGGACCUGAGAGAGGCCAACGUUGUGUGCCAUAUGCUGGGAUACACUGAUGGUCGCCCAGUGCCGUCAGCAAGGUAUGGUGCCGGAACAGGUCAGAUCUGGAUGGACAACGUGAGCUGCAAAGGAUCUGAGAUCAGCUUACUCAACUGCAGCAGCAAUGGCUGGGGGCAACACGAUUGUGGCCACUACGAAGAUGCUGGUGUUGUGUGUUCAAGUACCUUCCAGUCUACGAAUAUAACUUUGGAACCAAUCAUAUUUGACAUUGAAGUUAUAGGUGAAAUUCGUCUGGUUGGCGGUUCAACCCCUCAGGCAGGAAGGGUGGAGGUGUACCAUGAUGGUGCUUGGGGCACAGUUUGCGACGAUGAUUGGGACUGGCGUGAUGCCACAGUGGUGUGUCGGCAACUCGGAUACAAUCAUGGUGAAGCUUAUCAAUUUGCUCGUUUCGGUGAGGGGAAUGGUCACAUUUGGAUGGACAAUAUCCACUGUGUUGGCACCGAGAGUUCUUUAUUCCGCUGUAUACAUAACGGUUGGGGAAGGACAGAUUGUGGCCACUACGAAGAUGCAUCGGCUGCUUGUUCCGGUAAGUUGUUUCACAGCAAUAGCCUACAACAAGAUGAAAAGUGCCACUCCUUUAAAAGUGCUGCCCUGGGUAAACCAAACCAUUCUAGGGUGAAUCCACCUCGGACUACUCCACCCCCACGAGUAAUUGACCACAACGUGAGGUUAGCUGGGAGCUCACACCUCAAUGAAGGCCGCGUAGAAUUGAGAAUCAACAAUGUUUGGGGUACAGUUUGUGAUGAUGAAUGGGAUGACCGAGAUGCUGCAGUCAUCUGUAGGAUGAUGGGAUACAAUGUCGGAGUUGCAACUAUUAAUGGCAAUUUUGGUCCUGGGACCGGCACCAUUUGGCUGGACGAUGUCAACUGCAUGGGCAGUGAAUCAACCAUCGAGGACUGUCAAUAUCCUCAGAUUGGUCAACACAACUGCGACCACUUUGAAGACGCAGGGGUCAUCUGUUCGGCACCCCUGUACAACACCACAUGGAGUCCCGCUCCAACACCAACCACCACCAGUCACCCAGAAAGUAACAUCCGACUGGUUGGAGGUACCGAGAGUGCAGGCAGGUUAGAGAUCUACUACAACAACGUCUGGGGUACCGUGUGUGACGACCAGUUCGACGAGAGGGACGCCAAGGUCGUAUGUCGUAUGUUGGGCUACAGAACUGGUCAAGCAAGACAGUCAGCUCUCUUUGGACGUGGCAGUGGUCAAAUCUGGUUGGAUGAUUUGAAUUGCUUUGGGUUCGAAUCUUCACUGUUCACUUGUCGCAAUCAUGGAUGGGGUCGACACGACUGUACACAUGACGAAGAUGCCAGUGUCAUAUGUUCCAAUGCUAUUCCACAUCCUAUAAUCACAAAGAAAGAUGAGAUAAUCUCUACUACACCACCAGGUAAGGCACACUCUAUCAACAUUGUUUCUUUUUCUCUUACCCAUCUUUCCAGUGGUGGUCAAGCUCUGCUUUCGGCCACUUUUGGUCAAGGUGAAGGCGACAUACUCCUGGAUGAUGUGAGAUGCGACGGCUCAGAAGAGACCAUUUCGGCGUGUGAGUUCCCCGGGUGGAACCUGCACAAUUGUGGACACCACGAAGACGCAAGUGUGAUGUGUACUGACGACUCGACCACCGAUGCAUCAUGGGAAAGUACAGAGAAGCCACGUGACUCCGAUCUGAUCCGUUUGGUGGAUGGUGACUACAUCCAAGGAGGUCGUGUGGAGGUGUACCACGAGGGUACCUGGGGUACCAUCUGUGAUGACGAAUGGGAUGAUGCUGACGCCAGCGUUGUAUGCAGAAUGAUGGGUUAUCAAUCUGGCCAAGCAUUCAUCUCAGCCCGUUAUGGAGCCGGACGUGGUGCCAUUUGGAUGGACGAUGUGUCCUGUCAGGGCAAUGAAACCUCCCUGUUCCAUUGUUCCCACCACGGUUGGGGUAGACACAACUGUGGCCACAAUGAGGAUGCCAGUGUUAUGUGCAUCAAUGCUCCUGCGACAACUUCACAGACGCCAAACAUUACAGAAACUGAAAACCUGCCAGAACCUGUGACCUAUCCUCCUUCAAGCGAAGGCUCUGUCAGGUUAGUUGGUGGUAAUGUACCCAAUGAAGGACGUGUUGAGAUUUACCAUGCAGGUGUCUGGGGUACAAUAUGUGAUGAUUCAUGGGACGAGAGGGAUGCUACCGUCGUCUGUCGAAUGCUGGGCUACACACGUGGUCGUGCCAUCAUGUUGGCAGCAUUCGGAGCUGGAACCGGUCAAAUAGCCAUGGAUGACGUCAGUUGCCUAGGUAACGAACUGUCCCUGUCUGAUUGUCAGCACAAUGGGUGGUUGAACCAUAACUGCGCUCACUACGAGGAUGCAGGAGUGUCCUGUUUCUAGAACACACAGACACACAUGAACAUAGAAGGUAAGCCAGUUUGAACUGGUU